Messenger RNA from Laccaria bicolor S238N-H82, 1440 nucleotides. RefSeq lists its product as uncharacterized. Gene Ontology annotation, cellular component: endoplasmic reticulum. Gene Ontology annotation, biological process: peptidyl-proline hydroxylation to 4-hydroxy-L-proline. Gene Ontology annotation, molecular function: procollagen-proline 4-dioxygenase activity; iron ion binding; L-ascorbic acid binding. The record is from RefSeq and is a predicted model, not a curated record. The coding region runs from base 1 to 1440 and encodes 479 amino acids. The transcript is spliced from 4 exons. NCBI's taxonomy places the organism in Eukaryota, Fungi, Basidiomycota, Agaricomycetes, Agaricales, Hydnangiaceae.
AUGGCCAAAGGCUCCAAGAAAAGGAAGCAAGGGCCAGAGAAACCUCAGCCGGUUUUGAAGAAACUAAGGCAGGAUGUUGUACCAACCGCCGUUGAAGCUGACCCGUCGAACAUGAUCGGCAACCUGCUCUUCCUCGAUGAACUGGAAACGACGACCGAAACUCUGACUCUGCUUGCUCAAAACCCUGGCUUGAUUGGAUCAAAGGUGUUGAAACCGUUUAAGACUGCAGUACAUGACUACUGGCGAGUAGCUCAUGAGACAACGAACACAGGAAGUUCAUUGACGUCAAGGAUAUCCUCCGCACUUGUUGACCAGCGCCACGUCGAUGCUCUCGUGCUAUUAGCGGAGAUGGUCAUCCGGGAACAAAUGCCGAAAUUGGGAGCCUUGCAGCGAUGGGUCAGAGAGUGCGAUGCCGUUUUGACACCAAACAUGUUACAGAAGGACGAAAGUCGGGUGUGGCAGGUUCUCGAUUCCAUCUUGAGGACUACGCAGCCCGAGAUGAUCUCGAAGAACCAAGAGGAGGGUGGGGUGUUGAAAGAAGGAAGUCGAUUGCGAUGGUACGAGCCAUUCACGGUGAAGCCUCCUCCCGGCCGUGAGGGCGGCUCGAUAGACUCGGACAUCAUAGCGGAGAAAGCGGCCCUCGUGUUGAAGCCGCUUCAAACUACCCCAGGUCCAGAGCGGCGACCACCUAACAAGCACCCUGCUGUGAUCUUCUAUUCCCCACCUAAUACAUUUCCUCUCCUCCCUUCAUCCGAACGGACACGACAUCCGCAACGACACGAGCUUCCUGGUGUGCCUGGUGCUUUCAUCAUCAACGACGUGUUUGAGUCAACCGAGUGUGAAUCCCUCGUCAAGGCAGCUGAGAAAGUUGGGCUGCUCCCUGAUGAACCUAUCGCAGGAUCGGCGGCGCAAUUGGCUUCUGUUCUUGCUCACAAUCUUAUCUGGUUGGCGGACACGGAGUUUAUUGGUACCCUUUACGACCGCAUUGUCGACCUCUUACCGCAGAUAGUCCACGGAGGCGCAGUCAAGGGAAUCAACGCACGCUUCAGAUUGUAUCGCUACCGACCUGGAGCCUUGUAUAGGCCUCACAUUGACGGGGCAUGGCCAGCUUCUGCGCUGAACGCCACGACCUCGCCGCAUUCAUAUGUCUACGAUUCAGAUCCGACGGUGUACUCGCGCCUCACACUGCUUAUAUACCUCAAUGACGACUUUGAGGGAGGUUGCACAACUUUUUUCUUGCCAUCGUCUACGCAAGGCAUUCUAGAAGCUCGGCCUGUUAAACCGCGCACAGGGACGGUCUGUGUCUUUCCUCAUGGGGCUGCGAAGGGGAGUUUGUUGCAUGAAGGAAGUGGGGUUACUUCGGGAGCGAAGUAUGUCAUUCGGACUGAGGUAUUGUACGAGGUUGAUAAGAGUGAACGAGUUGAUGCGUUGAAGGAUUGA